Molecule: messenger RNA, 1149 nt
Organism: Salvia hispanica
Lineage: Eukaryota; Viridiplantae; Streptophyta; Magnoliopsida; Lamiales; Lamiaceae
Source: RefSeq, a predicted model, not a curated record
AUGAAGAAGAAGAAGGAAAGUUGUGACACCUUCAUGUACGAGUAUGAGGUUGAUUCUCGUAGUCCACUGAUGCAUUUAUUCUGGUGCGAUCCUAUUGCUAAGAAGAAUUUCAUGCAAUUUGGUGACAUUGUCUCGUUUGACACUACCUACUCAACGAAUAGGUACUCUAUGAUAUUUGCUCCAUUCACUGGGAGGGACAAUCAUGGGCGUGCGUUUGUCAAGUGUAUGGGCCUGUCUCCUAAGUUGAUUAUUACUGAUCAAGACUUGGGAAUGAAAGUAGUUGUUGAAAAUGUUCUUGUGGAUACACGUCAUAGAUGGUGCAUGUGGCACAUCAUGGCUAAAGUCGCUGAAAAAGUACCUAAAUCACUACUUGGUAAUUCUGUAUUUAAAAAGGAUUUGAAUUCGUGUGUUUGGUCUGAGUUGAUUGAACCCACCGAGUUUGAAGACAAAUGGAACACUGUCAUGGAGACAUAUGAACUUGAAGACGCAGACUGGUUUGUUUCUAUGUUCGAAUCUAGAGAGUUCUGGGUUCCGGCAUACUUUAGGGACUUUCCUAACAGUUCUCUAAUAAAGACGACAUCUGUUUCUGAAUCUCAGAACAGAUUUUUUAAGAGGUAUACUCAGUCCAGGGCUAACCUUGUUAUGUUUUUAAUGAACUUCAACAAUGCUGUUGAUGCCCAACGCAACAAGUCCGCAAAGCUGGAUUAUAUGGAUGCAAAUACUACCGCAAAGAUGAGAACAGAGUGGUCUGUUGAGAAGCAUGCAUCAACAAUAUUCACAGACUAUGCAUUUAAGGAAAUACAGGAACAGAUACUGGAGGCGUAUAACCAUUGCAGCCUUAUUUCUAUAUCAAAUGAAUCAAGUCCGGAGCAUUACAAGGAUCGGUCUUGUAUGCUGCCACGUCUUUCAUGUAUCGAAGAACAAAAAUUGAUUCCAGAGAAUCUGAUUGGAGGUAGAUGGUUGAAAUCUCCUCUAGUUAAGGCUGUGCAUGCAGUCCAAUUUGAAGAUGUAGCAACGCAUGGUUAUGUUGAUGACAAGAAAAAGGCGCAAGCAAUUUUAUUGGGAGAGAUGUUGGAGUUGUACCAGGCUGUUUCUGUCAAUAUUGAUCAAAUGCAUGAGCUUACAUCUAUAGUUCGUGAAGCAAGAUAG